CAACCGGAGACUGAACUUCCACACUGCAUCAGUCUGUUGGUCUCUGCUCUGCCCCAGAGUCAAUCUCAACUCCAGCUUCCUGUGUCUCUCUGAGUUUCCUCGGGACUGUCCCAUCAUGCAUCUCCGGUUUAUCCUCUGCGUAACGACCCUGCUCGUGUGCCCGUACCUCAUCACCGGGUCGCGGAUAGCCAAACGCUUCGCCAUCGGCUGCCCGGAGAAGUGCGACAAGUCGCAGUGCGCCCCGAUCCCCGCUGACUGUCUGGCCGGUGACGUGCUGGACCGCUGCGACUGCUGCCCGGUGUGCGCGUCCGGCGAGGGCGAGCAGUGCGGCGGCACCGGGGACCAGGAGUGCGCAGAGGGGAUGGAGUGCGUGGUGACCGACGGCGUGGAGGUGUCCGCCACCGUGAGGCGGAGGGGCAAGGCCGGGAUGUGCGUGUGCACCAGCUCCGACCCGGUGUGCGGCAGUGACGGUGUGUCGUACCGGAACAUCUGCGAGCUGAAGCGCGUCAGCAACCGGGCGACGAAGCUGCAGCAGCCGCCGGUGAUUUUCAUCCAGAGAGGAGCCUGCGGAAAAG
Messenger RNA from Epinephelus moara (kelp grouper), 575 nucleotides. Its product is annotated as serine protease HTRA1B-like. Gene Ontology annotation, molecular function: insulin-like growth factor binding. The annotation marks the transcript as partial. Gene Ontology annotation, cellular component: extracellular region. NCBI's taxonomy places the organism in Eukaryota, Metazoa, Chordata, Actinopteri, Perciformes, Serranidae. The transcript has a single exon. The record is from RefSeq and is a predicted model, not a curated record. Gene Ontology annotation, biological process: regulation of cell growth; regulation of signal transduction.